Molecule: messenger RNA, 996 nt
Organism: Trichoderma breve
Lineage: Eukaryota; Fungi; Ascomycota; Sordariomycetes; Hypocreales; Hypocreaceae
Product: metallo-beta-lactamase superfamily domain-containing protein
Exons: 2
Coding region: 1-996 (331 amino acids)
Source: RefSeq, a predicted model, not a curated record
AUGGUUCAUUUUCGUUCCCUUGCCACUCUGCUGGUGGCCACCCUUGCCAGUGGCAUGGCCAGCGCAAGCUUUGUACAGAGGCAGAAUAAGCUUCGUGUCGAGACACACGUUGACUCUGGCCUCAGUUUCAAUAUGGUAUCAUCAAUUAUUAUUGGAUCCGAGGCAGCAGUGCUGAUUGAUGUACCACUUGCUGUCCCUGAAGCAAAUGAAUUGGCAGCGUGGGUGCGAAGCACCACGGACAAGCCUCUCCUUGCCGUGUUUACCACGCACUUUCAUCCCGAUCACUACCUAAGUGGAGGCGCAUUCCUCGAGCAUUUUCCCACUGCAAAGUAUUACGCCAACAGCAGGGCCAUUGAACAUAUCAAGAGCGAGGCUCCUGCACAGGUUGCAAGAUGGCAAAAGACGCUUGGUGCCGACAAUAUUGUGUCCAAUACCUCCAUACCAACCGCCUAUGACCAUACCUUUUUUACGUUACCCGGUAACGAAGGCGAACACAUUGAACUUGUGGGCCUUGUUAGCGGCGACACAGUUGACGAGACGCUCUUCUGGAUCCCUUCCACCCGAACCUUGAUUGCGGGCGACACCGUCUACAGCCACGAGCUGCACAUUUGGCUUGCAGAUUUGCAAACGACUGCCCUUACUUCAUCUUGGAUCGCAGGAUUAGAACUGAUUGAGUCUAUGAAGCCCGAAACUAUUGUCGCUGGGCAUGCGCUUUCCGUCCAGGGUUCUACAGCGCAGCGGAAUCUUCCCUACAGCCAGUCCUACCUUAAGUUUUGGCAGAAGAAUAUUGAAGCUAAAGGUCUCGAUUUCUACACCCCGGAGCAAAUUGUGGACAAAUUCAAUAGCACGUUCCCUGGACUGAUGGGUAAUCUUGUAUCAGCGACGUUGCUCAAUAUUACCGCUGGACAGUUUGGAAAGGGCGGCACACGUCAAUACCGUGGUAUUGAUUUGCCUGCAUAUAAUAACGCAACGUAUUUAGAAGCUUGGAAGAUCUAA